AUGUCGUCUUCACGGAGCCGCCGAGCCCCUCGCCCCGUCGUCGCACCUAUCAAGACCGACACUGCAAGCUUCCCAGAUGGAUGCCAUAGGUUCUCAAACCGGCUUUCGAUUCCUUAUAGCGGGAUGACCCGCUCAAGGCUCAACUCGCUCGGCUGCGCACGGGAUAUGAUACACUCCAGUGCCAGCCCCAUGAGACGGAAUCUCAGCGUCCCGGAGGCGAUGUCUGACGCUUCUGAAGUGAUGACUCCGUUUGGGACAGUUUGGAUUUCGAGGCAGGUAUGCCCAACCCCGGUGUCUGACGUCUCGCCGCGCACAAAGGGUUGGCCUGCUGUUGUUGAGGCGCAUGCUAUAAGACCUCGGCAAAUGUCCAUGGGGCAUGGCGAUAUGUUUCGACAAAGCACGGCCGGGGCCAUUCGCAUGUCAUAUGUAAAUCUACCGGCAAACCGCAGGCGGUCCAUGCCUGCGUAUGGAGCUGCCCACCGACACCUACAUAUGCAACUUCAGCAGAUUCAACAAUAUCGCCACUCACUCUGGGAACAAGGUCACAGGAUAUUUGGUCGCUCAGAAGAAGCAGAUUUCCUGGUCAAGCCACUGCAGCUCCGACGGCCACGUAGAGAAAUCAGAUCGUGGUCAGAAGGGCCGUCUUCCGCGUCGCCAUUGUCUAAGCGCGUCUUGGUUCGUGCCAUCAUUCGCUCAAAAUUACACGUCCCCAUUGGCCUGAAGCGCGAAUUCGACCUGGACGACUUGAGAGCUACGAUACCAGACCCUAUACCUUCUCCUCAGUCGAGCAACUUCAAUCGCGAGGUACUGCUAUCCAGGCUGGAGCUGUCUGAAGAAGACAUGGGCCCGCAAUCUCCGGUGGAUUCAGAGAUGGCCGAUGAUGGUGAUAGCGAUGUUGUUGUAAAGACUGAAAAACCGGACAUGCCUCCAUUUCUCAAGCCCCCGAAAUUCACACCCAAAAAAGCUACUUCUGUACCCAUGAGUGUCCAAUAUGCGCGAGCACAGUUGCCGGCGUUAGCUGCCAUUAUGAUGUCGAAUCGAGUCAGACGAGGAGAUACAAUAGAACUCGCAAUGCCUCAUCCAAGCGCGUGGCCCUCGACCGUAGCUUACGUCUACACUGGAGAGAGAGAGCUCCUCAAAGAUAAUGUUAGAGAGAAUAUUUUGUAUCUUGGCGGCAAAAUUUGA
Messenger RNA from Trichoderma asperellum CBS 433.97, 1185 nucleotides. RefSeq lists its product as uncharacterized. The record is from RefSeq and is a predicted model, not a curated record. Lineage: Eukaryota; Fungi; Ascomycota; Sordariomycetes; Hypocreales; Hypocreaceae.